Cokeromyces recurvatus is the source of this 1665-nucleotide messenger RNA. RefSeq lists its product as uncharacterized. Bases 37 to 1584 code for a protein of 515 amino acids. The transcript has a single exon. Lineage: Eukaryota; Fungi; Mucoromycota; Mucoromycetes; Mucorales; Mucoraceae. Gene Ontology annotation, molecular function: protein binding. The record is from RefSeq and is a predicted model, not a curated record.
UUUUUAUUUAUUUAUUUAUUUAUUUGCAAUUGACGAAUGACAACAUUACCUAAUAGUAAUAAUGGUUAUCAGGCAACAGUAAUAGAGCCUCAAAUUACUGAGAAUCAUUAUUAUACUAUGAAUAAUCAGUUAGCCUCUGUUAAGGGUAAUUAUAGUAAUAGUAGCAGCGCUUAUAGUACUCCAUAUAAUGGAUCUACUAGUUCCUUAACAGGCCCUCCUCCAUUACCUCCUCAUCAAAACAAUAGUCAACAUAUACAAUCAUAUCAGCAACAACAACAAGCUAUCUAUUAUCAACAAUUUAAAGAAAAUGAUUUUUAUAAUCAACAACAGACGUACGUGUUACCAGAAAUGAUGGAAGAUCAGGAUUAUCUGCCUGACAGUUCACUAAAAAUGGCUCAGCUAGCCGGAAAAAGACGUUAUGAUCGACUUCAUGCUCCUGCAGACCCCCAAUUCCCUCCUGUUACAGUAGAGAAUAUUAACAAAUUUCGUGAAGAAUCUACAAAUGAUCCUAAACGACAAUUCUUCUUUGCUCGAUUUUUGUUGUUAGAUGCAAUUAAACGUCUUAAGCCUAAUCCUCAAGACCCACAACGCUUUCAUCAACUUAAAGAGAGUUUAAUGUCUGAAGCAAUGAAAAUUGUCAAAAAGUUAGCUUCACAUAAAAUGAGUUUACCAGAGGCACAAUUCUUUUUAGCUAAUUGUUAUGGUGGUGGUCUUUACGGUCUUAAAUCGGACCCUGAAAAGGCCUUUAACCUAUACGUACAAGGUUCUAAACAAAAUCAUCCUGAGUGUACCUAUAGGGCUGCUGUAUGUUAUGAAUUGGGACUAGGGACCAGAAAGGAUGCUCGUUACGCAAUGCAAUUCUAUCGUAAAGCAGCUAGUCUAAGUGACCCCUCUGCUAUAUAUAAGAUGGGUUUAAUCUUGCUGAAUGGCUUAUUAGGACAAGCCAAGAAUUCACGAGAAGCUAUAUCUUGGUUUUUGAAAGGAAGUCAGAUUGCAGAUGAAGAUCAUCCACAAGCAUUACAUGAGUUAGCUUUAGCUUAUGAAAAAACAGAUGAUGACAUUCCUUCCAUUAUUCCUGAUAUCAAUUAUGCACGUCAGUUAUUUAGUCAAGCUGCUCAAUUAGGCUAUGCACCCUCACAGUUUAGAUUAGGGUUAGCCUAUGAAAAUGGUCAGUUACAAUGCCCUAUUGAUCCAAGACGCUCGAUUGCGUGGUAUUCAAGGGCAGCAGAGCAGGAUGAUGCCAAUGCAGAGUUGGCUUUAUCAGGUUGGUACUUGACUGGUGCUGAAGGAGUUUUAGGACAGAAUGAUCAAGAGGCUUAUUUAUGGGCCAAAAGAGCAGCAGAAAAGGGAUUACCAAAGGCAGAAUAUGCAAUAGGUUACUAUACUGAGACAGGUGUAGGUGUGUUGAGAAACCUCGAAGAAGCAAAAGUAUGGUACAAAGCAGCUGCAGAUCAUGGAGAUCAAAAGGCAAAACAAAGGUUAAGUGCAUUACUUGACCAAACUACCACAACGGUUAAAAGAAGACCAACUAGAGAUAAAAAUGGCAAACCAAAUUCAAAAGAUUCUGAUUGCAAAAUUAUGUAAUAACCAUCAGAAUUAGUUCUCUAUUUAUUUAAUAUCAUUAAUAUCCAUUGAAGCAAUAAAAUACACAUACAUACAUACGUA